Daucus carota subsp. sativus is the source of this 2678-nucleotide messenger RNA. RefSeq lists its product as uncharacterized. The record is from RefSeq and is a predicted model, not a curated record. The transcript is spliced from 14 exons. Gene Ontology annotation, biological process: intracellular monoatomic cation homeostasis. Lineage: Eukaryota; Viridiplantae; Streptophyta; Magnoliopsida; Apiales; Apiaceae. Gene Ontology annotation, cellular component: mitochondrial inner membrane. Bases 241 to 2394 code for a protein of 717 amino acids.
GGUAAUAAAAUCAAGAAAAGGAGAACAAAGGCAAGCAACAUUCAUAGAGAAGUCCAAAACAGAGAAAUGUGCUGCGUUGGCGGGAGCCAAAUCCCAAGAACCAAGAAUUACAAUGAUUGAUUGUAACCUUAGAUGAUGUACAACAUCCCCAUUUGCUUGGCUUUUCAUGAAGACCCUUAAUCUACUGUACUAUAUAUAUUUUCCCCUUUCUCUCAUCAUCCUCUCUUUCUUUUCCUCGCCAUGGCCUCCCAGUUCUCUCUGCACAUCUCCCACCUCUCUUCCGUAGAAUCUUUUGAGUCUGAGGACAGCAUAAGGUAUAAGUCUAGUUCCUCCCACAUCUCGGAGUUGAAGACGAAGUAUGGUCUUUCAAAAAACAAUCCCUUGUGUAGAUUUCUAUCCAGACGCACACCUUUGUCUCAAUCCAACUCGGUAAGAAGGUAUAUACCAAAGGUACUUUCAGCCAUUUCUUCUUCUGACACGGAUCAAACUAAUGUCGAAGCUGAGCAGCCUGUGGCUAUGGCUAAUUCUCUUGAGAUUGAAUGCAAUCGGAUCAAUUGCCUUGUGUGGGUACUCCAUGAAUCUGCCAGAAGUUUUUCAGUUGCAAUUCAGAAACUUAAAUUAACUAGACGUGACCCGGAGCUGGCAAUGGCAUGGGUUGGAAUUGAUGUUCACUCAUGGCACAAAAAAAUUGCUUAUCAGGUAGCAGUUUACGCUUUACUAAAGGCAGCAAUUGAGGUGGAGCUAUUUCUUUCUCACAAACGUAGCACUAAUGCUUCAGUUUCGGUUUCUGAGAUCCUGUACACCACUACAAGUACUCUUGAGGAGUGCAUAGAAAGUCAGCUUACCUCGAGGAGCCCACAAUUAGUACAUUGGUUUAAAACUGUGGAAAUGCCUCGCAUUGCUGGAUUGUUCAUCCCUCUGUUCAAAAAGUGGUCCUUGGAUUAUGCAGGAAGUGGUGUUGCAGGGAUCAUUUUGGCAAUAAGUUGCUGCACUGCAGUGAGAAAGUUGGGUUCAGGGCGUCUUUCUUGUCCUUCACUAUCUGAAUCUAUAGAAGAUAUACUAGUAAAGCUGAUGAACUUGUCCUACAGCCUCGUUUCUGUGGAUAAGUUGCACCACCUGGCAAGGGAGGCUGGUUUUGAAGAGGACUUCUUGUUGCAUUUUGGUUCAAAGAUUCUGCCCAGUAAGAACACUGAAAAUAUGGAAUUUUGGAUUGGCCUUGUCCGGGCAAAACUCUCUGAAGCAUUUCACAGGGAGAGUGUGAUCUCGGGGAAACAAGCAUUCUGCGACAAGGAUCAGGAGAAUAAUUUGUCUAUUCUUGGACUUUUUGCAUAUUUGGGAAGGGAGACAAGAUUAUUCAUAUCAAGAAUGAAGAUUAAAGAUCUGGAUGAACAAGUUGUGGACUUUCUCAGUUAUUUAGAGUGUGGCACUCUCUUCAUCUAUCCUAAAUUUUCUUCCCUGCGUGAGUAUCAGCUCUUCAUGGAGGUAGUUACUGAUGAAAUUGGAUGGCUAGAUUUCUAUGCCGAAUAUUAUUGCAAGUUCUAUCAAGGUAGGCGAAGAUCCAAACAACACAAGAUACAGGCAGAAAAAGAAAUCAUUCUGCACACAGUUUUCACAGUUUGCUACGAUGUUUUCUCUGGGUUUGCGCACUACAGUAAUUCAACUCAACAGCCCUUAGAUUCGAAUUUGCUUGCAUUUUUGCUUCGAAGUCAGAGCUUACUUUCUAUCUGUCUGGAGGACUACUGGGCUGCAUAUGAUAGAUCCGGUACUAGUGAACACAUGAAAAACUUGGAGGGAGCUCAGUGGAAACCAAUCGAUUUCCGUAAAAGAGGAAGUGAACAACAUGGAUCAGAAGUUACUAAGACUGCUCAAAUUAGGCAGGGUUUGAUUCCUGAGUCAAAGUCCCUUUACGGGAGUCUACUGAGUAAAUCCUCCUCCAAGCUUAUAUCUGCAAGUACGGCUAUCUGGAUGGGCACUCAGCUACUUUGUGUAGAUGUAUUAGUUUCUUUGAAACUUUUUAUGAAGCAAUUACUGGGGAAAAAGGUUACCGAAAGAGAGAAGAAGAAGAUAGAUAAAACUCUAGCUGAUAUUGCAACACUAAUUCCGGUUACGAUCCUAAUGCUAAUUCCGGUGUCCGCAGUGGGACAUGCAGCUAUGUUAACAGCAAUUAAGAGAUACAUUCCAGCACUGAUUCCAUCUCCAUAUUGUUCUGAAAGGCUUAACAUGGUGAAACAACUAAAGAGAACAAAGAAGAUGGAAAUCCAGGCGUGGAGCAACAUUGAAGAUAAUGCCAUGUUCGGUGAAGGAAGUAGAGAAGUUAAAGAGGGAAGUUGUUUAUCUGGAAGCAAAAUGCAUGAAGAAGAUAACGGAAGUAGAAAGACGGAAGUUCAAUCAUAAAGAUGUAUGUCACCAGAUAAACUUCCUCCAAAGUUGCUCUUAUAAGCUCAAUAACCAUCAUAUUAGUAAAUUAUUAUCUGAAUGAGUCUGUAAAUAGCUAGAUGUGCAUAGUAACCUGAACCAUUACCAGGAAACUGGUAAUUGGCAUGUAAGAUAUGAUAUAUCAUAAGAAAGUUGUGCACAAAACUCUCACAUCAUCAUAAAAGUCUUGUUAAAUGCAACCUUGCCCUUGUAAAAUUUUAUAAAGAGGCGUUCAGAUAUGUUACAUAUCACUUAUUUAUGAA